UCCUGAAAGGAGCGCGACGCGCCCAAGAUGGAGGGCAGAAGCCCCCGUCCGCCAUGUUGGGCGUGUCAUCUUCCCUCAAACUCGCCGCCUGGCUGCCUCGGCGACCUUUCCCGACCUUACCUCACUUACAGGCGUCGUUAAGCGACGCUCUCACCUGGGGGAGCAACCCAGCGAGGUGGUCUCCAGCCGGGAGGGGAGGGCUACACCCAAGAUGGCCGAGCGAGGGGAGGCCGGGCGUUAUAUAGGGCCGGUCUCCUUGGUGACGACGUGGGAGGCCUAAGCGGGAGCACAGGGGGAAGCGGCAUUCAUGCAAGGAGCGGCUGGAGAGGAGACUCCGGCAGCCCCGCUCGUCGGCCAUCAGCUGUUUGGUACAAUGGUGAAAAGAAUCGCCCUCUUCCAUCUGCUGUGGUUGUCCCUCGUGCCACUGGGAGCCUGCGAUGGACCCCCCGUGCUCUCUGUUCCUGAAGAGGUUUUGCUGGAAAAUGGUGGCGUGGCUGAUGUCGCUGUGACUUUAAGCGCACCACUCAACAAGACACUGGCAAUCACGUUUCACGUGACGUAUUCCUCCAAGGCAAACAGCACCAUUGUCAAGCUGCCCGAUCAAGUAAUCCUAGCAGCAGGUCUAAAGGAGGUGACCUUCCUAGCGCAAGCGAAAGAAGUUGGGCAGAUUACUGUGUAUCUUCAAGCAAACGCAUCCAACCAAGCUGGGCAGAGAAUCCGGUUCCUCGUGAUCCACAGUAACGCAGUGAGGAUUGUGGACCAGGUGAUUGGGUGGAUCUAUUUCCUGGCCUGGUCGGUCUCCUUCUACCCUCAGGUGUUCGAGAACUGGAGGCGGAAAAGUGUGGUCGGCCUCAGUUUUGACUUUAUAGCUCUGAACCUCACUGGCUUCAUCGCCUACUCGGUGUUCAACGUUGGCCUCUUCUGGAUCGGCUCCGUGAAGGAGCAGUUCCUGCGUGUCUAUCCCAAUGGCGUGAACCCGGUAGACAGCAAUGAUGUCUUCUUCAGCCUGCACGCCGUUGCCGUCACCCUCUUCAUCAUCUUCCAGUGCCUCAUCUAUGAGAAAGGGAGUCAGAAGGUCUCGUGGAUCGCCAUCACCUUGCUGGUGAUUGCCUGGCUCUUUGUCUUCACCACCUUGUCCUUGGCCGCUGCCGGAGAAAUCACGUGGCUGGCGUUCUUGUUUUAUUUUUCCUACAUCAAGCUAGGCAUCACACUCGUCAAGUACUUCCCGCAGGCGUACAUGAAUUUCCGUCGGAAGAGCACCGUCGGCUGGAGCAUCGGCAACGUCUUGCUGGACUUCGUGGGGGGCGCCUUCAGCCUCCUCCAGAUGUUCCUGCAGUCCUACAACAACGAUGCAUGGAAGCUGCUUUUCGGGGAUCCCACCAAGUUUGGCCUUGGCAUCUUUUCCAUCUUUUUUGACAUUGUCUUCAUCGUUCAGCAUUACUGCUUGUAUCGGUCUCGAGAAUACGAGCCGUUUGAGUAACCACCUAUUGCAAUGGAUGUGCAUCUGCCCCUUGUCUGAAUUCCCCAGCCGUACUUCCCUCGAAGUGGAUAUGCGACACAAAUGUAAGACUGACUCGUCUGAGAAGUGUUGACAACACACCUCAUUUUGCCUCUCCUAAAUCCCCUGGUGCCUUAUAUUCUGAGACUGCAGCAAAACCCUGGCAAAGGCGCAGCCUCUUGUGGGCUUUUCAAGUAAGUGUCGUUCUCAGAAAAGGAGCAGAGAAAAUACACUCUUUGCUUUCCAGCUGUUGACAGCUAUGAGCAAGGAAAGCUUUUUGUGAGCCGGCCAGCUACGAGGAAGGAGAAAAGGGUGACCCCUUGGAAGGGGUGCAAGCCAGAUUGUCUGCUUGAAGCCACUUGUGCCACAGAUGAAGUCUCCCUCUUGGAGGGGAAGGAAAGGGGUUUGGGGAAAUGUUUGGACUCCUGCUGUAAACCCUCCUUUUCUAGUUUUGCUGUUGUGCUGAGGAAAUGGCGAACUGGCCUUCAAAAGAAAAGAAAAGCUGGUGUAGGAGGGUGGCUGGAUUAAAAGCUCUUUUAACAAA
Molecule: messenger RNA, 2042 nt
Organism: Rhineura floridana
Lineage: Eukaryota; Metazoa; Chordata; Lepidosauria; Squamata; Rhineuridae
Gene: CTNS
Product: cystinosin, lysosomal cystine transporter
Exons: 11
Coding region: 308-1480 (390 amino acids)
Biological process (GO): L-cystine transport
Cellular component (GO): lysosomal membrane
Molecular function (GO): L-cystine transmembrane transporter activity
Source: RefSeq, a predicted model, not a curated record